AUGGCAGCACCACACCACCGCAAAAUUGAGCUCCAGUCUCCAGCAGACUUCACCUAUCUGUAUGCCAAUACAAUCGCGCUCGCGCGCCGCAAAUUGGACCUAAACCUGCCCCCUUCCGCAAUCGACAAUGAAACACCGGAUCCGAUGCGCGAACGCGUCAGGGAACUAGUCGACGACUAUAUCAACAAAACAUUCGAAACAGCCUCCUCCUCAAUCAGCAUCAACGGAAUCGACUCAACAUCAGAACAAUUCCCCUUCCCAGCAGCCCUAACCACCCCAACCGAAACAGUCGAGUAUGAAGCCUACGACACGGAGCUGGCGUCGCGCGUCACGGCCCUCUACGCACAACUUGAAUCGCUCACGACGGGCAUCGCGCAACAGAGACGGGACGCUCCUCGACGCGCGGCGAAGGAGUAUGCGGCACAAUUGAAGCAGUUGAUUAAGGAGGAGGUUGAGGAGGAAUAUGAUGGUGGAGAUAAGAAUGGCUCUGGAACGACAUCCGUUCCGGAGGAUGGUAUGGAUGUUGACUCUGCGCCAAAAGAGGGGGAUGUGGCGUCUCGGUUGAAGUUGGAGACUGCGCUUGGGACGGCGGAGGAACAGGAACGGUGGUCUAGUGGGGAUAUUGCAGCGGUGUAUGAGGAUGCUCUGCGGACGAUUUUGCGGUUGCAGGGUGAGGGAGGGGUUGGUGCUGAGGCCGGUGCGGAGGGUCAUGCUUUGGCUACGACGGUAGGGAAGGCUGAGAGGGCUGGGCGUGCUGCUGAAGUGGUGGAGAAUAUGUAA
Molecule: messenger RNA, 780 nt
Organism: Penicillium canescens
Lineage: Eukaryota; Fungi; Ascomycota; Eurotiomycetes; Eurotiales; Aspergillaceae
Exons: 2
Coding region: 1-780 (259 amino acids)
Biological process (GO): mitotic sister chromatid segregation
Cellular component (GO): MIS12/MIND type complex; kinetochore
Source: RefSeq, a predicted model, not a curated record